UUGCCCCCUUUCCGCUGGGGGCCUGAGGCGCCGACUCAUCGCGCCGUCCCCUCGUCCUCGGUCUCCACUCCCAGAGGCUCUCCUCUCGUGCUCGCCCGCCGCCUUGCGCCGAUCUCUCCCGCAACCACAGUUUCCGUCGUCGUCGCCGGUUCCGCCAUUAUGGACGACUUCAUCGACCCCUACGAGGAAGCCGAGGCCGAGGCCGCCGCGGAAGCCGCCGGAUUGACCGAGCCGGCGGCGGACGAAUCCGGCGACGAGUCCGACGAGGAGGACGACUCGGAGGCCGAGAGCGACUACGAGGAGAAGUCGUACGGCCUCCUCAAGUCCGGCAAUCACCGGGUGCGCAACCCGGACGGCACCUUCCGCUGCCCCUUCUGCCCCGGCAAGAAGAAGCAGGACUACAAGCUCAAGGACCUCCUCCAGCACGCCGACGGCAUCGGCGUCUCCAGCAAGCACCGCCGCCACGGCCGGGAGCGCGCCUUCCACCGUGCCUUUGCUCGAUUCGUCCGCACCGAUCCGUCCUUCGCGCAAGAACUUGCCAUCAUCAAUGCCAAACCCGGUGCCACUGUAACUGCCAUUGCUGAUGCUAGUGCUAAUUCUAAUGCCAGUGCCAAGGAAGAGGCUGAUGCCAAUGGCGAUACCGAUGGAUCUACUUCGGUAACAGCGGCUAUGGGGGUUAAACAGGAGGAGAAGUUUGCUUGGCCAUGGAGCGGGGUUCUUGCAGCUGGUGCAGGAUUCAAUUCUGAGAACUUUGCGGAUAGAGUGGCAAUGUUUAAUUUGGAUGAUGUUGUACCUUUAGUUGUUGAUGAUGUGGAAGGUAUUGAGAGCUUUGCAAUUGUGAGGUUUGGUAAUGGUUGGGGUGGAUUUGGGGAUGCACUCACACUCGAGAACCAUUUCAACAAGAAUAAGCUUGGGAAGAAGGAGUGGGAGGCAUGGAUUAGUGCUGGAGAUUCUAUGAUGGGAGAGAAUGGGGAGACAGAUGUUAAGGUUUAUGGUUGGGUUGCCCGAGAAGCUGACUACAAUGCAGGGAAUGUGGUAGGGAGGUACUUGAGGAAGCAUACCAAUCUGACAACAAUAGAUGAGGUCUCCAAGAGUGAAUCAGAGAAGUCCGGGAAGAUGGUAGCGAUACUGGCAACUCAGAUCGAGGCAAAAAACCGCUACCUGCAGGAUUUGGAGACAAAAAAGAAUGCAACAGAACUCUCCAUUUCAAGACUUGAGGAGGACAACAGGAAGCUACAUGAGGCAUAUAAUGAAGAAAUGCGCAAUCUGCACCGCAAAGCUCGUGAUUAUGCUUUGAGGGUUUUCCAGGACAAUGAAAACUUGAAGCUUGAAUUAGAUAGCAGGAGGAGAGAAUUGAAUUCGCGCGCUAAGCAGCUUGAAAAGAUAACAGCUGAGAAUGCAAGCGAUAGGAAAAAACUUGAUGAUCAGAAGCAAAAGGCAAAGGAUGAUAAUAGUGAACUUGAGCUGGCAAGCAUAGAACAGCAGAGGGCGGAUGAAGAUGUUUUGAAGCUAGUUGAGGACCAGAAGAGGGAAAAGGAAGAUGUCCUUGCGAGAAUGCUUCAGCUAGAAAAAGAGCUGCAUGAAAAACAGCAACUUGAGCUUGAAGUAACACGGUUGAAUGGUACACUCCAAGUGAUGAAGCAUUUGGAAGGAGAUGAUGAUGGGGAUAUUAGUGAGAAGAUGGAGAAACUGAGUGAAAGAUUAGAACAUGAAAAGAAACGCCUGGAAGAACUGAGUGGGGAACUGGUGAAGAAAGAACGUGAAAGCAACGAUGAGUUACAAGAGGCCAGAAAAGAAUUGAUAACGGGUUUGGAGGACAUGCUAACUGGGCGAACUGCUAUUGGGAUAAAAAGGAUGGGGGAACUGGAUGAGAAACCUUUCCAAAAUGCAUGCAGGAGGAAGUAUGGAAAUGAUGAUUAUGAGACCAAAGCUGCGGAGCUGGUCUCAAGUUGGCAGGAGGAAAUAAAGAAGCCAUCCUGGCAUCCUUAUAAGAUUGUAACUAUUAAUGGUGAAGACAAGGAAGUUGUAGAUGACGACGACACAAAACUGCGGCACUUGUGGAUCGAGUACGGUGAUGAUGUCUGCAAUGCAGUGAAGACCGCGUUGAGUGAGGUCAAUGAAUACAAUGCCAGUGGACGUUAUGUUGUUCCUGAGCUGUGGGACUUCAGGAAAGGCCGAAAGGCGACGAUGAAGGAGGUGCUCAAGUACAUCUUUGGACAGAUGGAGACAACAGGCAAGCGCAGGAGGGGCUGAGGAUGUAGCCGUAUGCUGCUGGAUUAUGCCUGGACCUGCCAUUGCCAUUUCAAGAGCAGUUGGCCCCUGCUCUCCUGACAUAAGUGGUCUAUCUUAUGAACCACUCCAUCACAUUCUGAUGUGCAUGUGAUGCUGUUGCUUGCAGCCUUAUGCUUCUUCCUCCCAUAAACUAAGGUGGCCUGGCCAGUGAACUCUAAUAACAAACCAUGCCUCAGCCGAUGUUCGGAGGGCAUGUAGAUUGUGCAGUUCUGUAGAUAUGUACUAGUAGGUGCAGCUAGCCGUGCUUAAUUGCUUAUCUCUGUAGUCUGUUAUCUGGAUUAUCAUGUUGCUUGAUCCAACCCGAUGCCAUUUCGCCAGUUUCUAUGAUUUUUUUUCUUCGAAGCAUGCAUGAUGAUACCUCUUUA
Molecule: messenger RNA, 2657 nt
Organism: Oryza brachyantha (malo sina)
Lineage: Eukaryota; Viridiplantae; Streptophyta; Magnoliopsida; Poales; Poaceae
Product: factor of DNA methylation 1-like
Exons: 7
Coding region: 160-2253 (697 amino acids)
Biological process (GO): gene silencing by siRNA-directed DNA methylation
Source: RefSeq, a predicted model, not a curated record